Molecule: messenger RNA, 1813 nt
Organism: Tauraco erythrolophus (red-crested turaco)
Lineage: Eukaryota; Metazoa; Chordata; Aves; Musophagiformes; Musophagidae
Source: RefSeq, a predicted model, not a curated record
GGUGGACAUGCAACUGCCAGACCUCGUUCCUGAGGACACAUCUGUUGCCACGUUCCGUAUGACUAAGAGGAGAAAGAAACUCAGCAUUUCUGAAUUUGAGAGAGCAGCAGACAAACGACUUCCCCAGAACCAAGCUCAGUCAACGUUGGACAGCACUACUUUGGCUCGAUCUCUUCGCAUGUCUCUUGGUUCCUUGGUCUCAGCAGACAGUGUUGAAAAGAGAGGCUUGCUCCGAAGGCCAAAAAAUCGCAAAGCUAUUGACAUGGAAGCUUUUGAAGGCGGAGUGGAACAAAACAUGCUGAAGAGAAAAGCACGGAACUAUCUUGUGGACUCACAGACAGCGUCUGGGAUUCGAACAGCCUUGCUGACAAGCGAUACAGAAAUCGUGCUGAGUAACACGGAGCUCUUUGUUCAGCCUCAGUUUGAUGAACAGAGCCAAAAUAAGCUCUCUGCCUUUGAACCCCAGCUAUCGGAUUCAAAAACUCCAGCACAGAGAAGCAAGAUUUCUGAUGCAGCUCAAGAGGAAGCAAGGCUGGUGAGCCUGGUAUCCAGUGUGGGCACAAAUAAGGGAAGGACCCAAAGAUCUUCUGAGGACUUAAUCCUUGAUCGUGAGCAUGUUGACAGAAUGACUCAUAUGCCUCCAAAAACACCCUCAAACCAGCGAGGAGAUAAGCAAGAUCAUUCCCAGCAGAGUAUCGCAAGGGAGCAGCGUUCUGUUUCAGAAGAGGUGGUGGCUGGCACUGUUACUAGAUGGAGUCCCUCUUUGCAAUCCAGAAGGUCAAAUAAAGCUUUGGGAUCCCCAGGCACCCUAAAGCCUAAGAGAUCUUUCGGCAUGUAUUUGAGAGAAGUUGUGUCCCAUAUAAUUGAAGACCUAGAUGUAAGCGGUGCAGAAGAAGAGAUGGCUAAUGCAGUGAACGAAGCGGAACAGGAAAAGAUGUUCAGAGAGGCAUCUGAGCCUCCUGCAAAUGCUGGAUAUUCCGAACAUUUGGAGAGGAAACUGUCCAGAAAAGCAGAAUUGCAGAUAACUGCGGCACAGCAUGCCGGAGUUGGAACAGAAGUGGCUCCUUCAGAAGAAGAGGGAAUAGCAGGAGGCAGCUUUGAACGCCAGGACUCUCUGGAAGCUGAACACAAGAUUGCCAAAGGUGUUGGAGCUGGAAGUCCGGACAGGCAUUCUCAUGCUUUUUCCUCCUCUGAAAAAUCUGGGAUGAAGCCAUUAAAAGAAGCUGUUGAACAAGCAGAUGAACUAGAAGAUGAGGCUAUCAUGGUAGAAUUGGAUGGUCUGGAAGAAGAGUCUACUGAGGAUGAAGCCGAAGACCCUGAGAGUGAAGAGGUUUCCAUGAAGACACCCGCGUUUGUCCGUGCGGCAGCCUGCAAGCCACUGCUGCCAACUCCACAUCCUGCAAAGCCUGCUACUCCCAAGUCUCUCCUGCAGCCGCUGCGGGCUAAGCCAGUUCCGAAGAGCUCAGGAGCGUCGCGGAGGAAAACACGUGAGCCUGAAGUACCAAGUAGUUUGAUAAAGAAGAUAUUUAGCCAUUAUGCGAAAAUGCCAGUGGCCAGAGAUGCGUUCAAAAUUGUUGAAAAAUGCUGCGAGAGAUACUUCAAGCAGCUCAGCAGCGAUCUGGAAGCUUACAGCCACCAUGCGGGGAGGAAGACAGUGGAGAUGGCUGACCUGGAAGUCCUCAUGAGAAGACAAGGGCUGGUGACAGACAAGAUGCCGUUGCACGUGCUGAUAGAGCGUUACCUCCCUCUGGAGUACAGGAAGCUCCUGAUUCCGGUUGCCGUGAGUGGAAAUAAAGUGAUCCCCUGCAAAUGA